AUGAGAAUUCACACCGGAGAGAGACCUUACGCAUGUCAACAGUGUGGAAAGAGCUUCUCACGAAAAGGAGACCUUAAGCUUCACACGGUCGUUCACACUGGAGAGAAGCCGUUCACGUGUGAUCGGUGUGGAAAGAGUUUCGGACACUCGAUGGCACUGAAAAUUAAAAGUCAAGAACUCAAUGAAGUUGAAGAGAAAAAUCAGUGUGAGAUGCUCCAUGAUUUCAUGACGGGUGAAAAACCCAUACAGACUGAAAAGAUUUCCUCACGAAAAAGAGCUCAGAAGACCAAACCUAACAGUUCUAAUCGAACACGAAAACAAAACCUUGAAAUCCACAAGACUGUUCACGCUGGAGAGAAGAUGUUUAUAUGUGAUCAGUGUGGAAAGAGUUUCUCAGGCACGAAAUGCCUUAAAAUGCAUGCAAUAAUUCACUCCGCAGAGAGACCUUUCAUGUGCCAGCAGUGUGGAAAGACUUUCAAAUUAAAGAAAUACCUUACGACUCACAUGAGAGUUCACACAAAAGAGAGGCCUUUCACCUGCAAACAGUGUGGAAAGAGCUUCUCACAAGAAGCACAUCUGAACUCUCACUUGAAAGUUCACACUGGAGAGAAGUCGUUCACAUGUGAUCAGUGUGGAAAGAGGUUCACACGUAAAGGAGACCUUAAUACCCACAUGACUCUUCACACAGGAGUGAGACCUUACAGCUGCAAAGUGUGUGGGAAGAGUUUCUCAUGCAAAGGAAAUCAUAACAGUCACAUGAGAAUUCACACUGGAGAGAAGCCCUUUAUAUGUGAUCAGUGUGGAAAGAGUUUCCGAUUUAAACCAACUCUUAGUUACCACAUGACUAUUCACUCGAGGGAAAACUGUUUUAUAUGUCAUCAGUGUGGAAGGAGUUUUACAGAAAGAAAUGAUCUUAAGAUUCAUGUAACGAGUCACACUGGAGAGGAGCCCAACAUGUGCCAUCACUGUGGAAAGAGUUUCUCAAAGCAAUAUCUCCUUAAGAAUCACAUUAGAAUUCACACUGGAGAGAAACCUUUCACCUGCAAACAGUGUGGAAAGAGUUUCGCCAUUAAAGUAAACCUUCAGUGUCACAUGAGAGUUCACUCUGGAGAGAAACCGUUCACCUGCCAUCAUUGUGGAAAGAGUUUUGGAGUUAAAGGAAACUUUAAGAGUCAUUUGAGGCGUCAUGUGUAA
Sinocyclocheilus grahami is the source of this 1194-nucleotide messenger RNA. Its product is annotated as gastrula zinc finger protein XlCGF57.1-like. NCBI's taxonomy places the organism in Eukaryota, Metazoa, Chordata, Actinopteri, Cypriniformes, Cyprinidae. The transcript is spliced from 2 exons. The record is from RefSeq and is a predicted model, not a curated record. The coding region runs from base 1 to 1194 and encodes 397 amino acids.